This is a messenger RNA of Symbiodinium pilosum, 1809 nucleotides long. The record is from the annotation of a GenBank genome assembly. NCBI's taxonomy places the organism in Eukaryota, Dinophyceae, Suessiales, Symbiodiniaceae.
AUGGCCGCGGCAGCAGGUCUGACACAGAUGGCUUUGCAGCUCAUCAUGACACUGGAGCACCUGUCCAAGGAGAAUGCUUGGAGUUCGGGGCUCUCAACUCCAGAUCUGGUUAUCGUUCUGUUCCAGACAAGCGCUGCCGUGCUGAUGGUCACUGUCUGCUUGGGCAGCUGUCUGAAUUGUGAAUUGUGCCGCAGCUUUUCAGAAGCACUGUGGGCCUGCGCCAUCGGUGCCAACAUCAUCGCCGGCGUUCUCCACAGUCGAUGGUGGCGAUCAUGGUUGGCGGAGAGGGAUCUUGAUUUGACAGAGACGACAUCGGAAAUCUCUGCCAUCCUUCUCAGUGUUGUCUUUGUCGCAGUUGCGUGCCACUGUCUUCCGUUGCGGUGUUGCUUUCUGGGUCCCCUGGUAGUGCUGGCUGCAGUGGCCAGCAGCCUGCAGGCCACGAUGAGUGGCGGCCAGAUGUUAGGUGCACAACUUCUCAAUGCUGCUUUGCUGCUGUUCCUGCUGAUAUCCUCGUACUGUACCGCGCAUCGAAGCGAGCGGGAAGUGCGUGUCGGAUGGCUCCGUGGCUCUUCUCAGGAUUGCCGUGUGCACGAGGCCUAUGCAGAGAAAGAGAUUUUCAAGGCUGCCUUGGCACGUGACCUCAAGUUGUUCAAAUUGUACGGCUGCUUCCUGGCCUUGAGCCUUCACGAGGACUUUCAGAUCGGUAGCGGCUCUCUCGAAGCCGCCAAGGCUUUCUUUGGCCAGGAUGUUGAGGGCCUCAACUUUCUGACGCUGGUGGACAAACCCGACAGGGAGAGCUUCUUGCAGCUCUGCCGGCACAUAGAUGGCUCGCGGAUUCCGCGACGGGUGACGAUGAAACUGAUUUUGGAAGCGCAUCCUGCUGCCUGCCAGUUGGUUCUGUUGUAUCACGGGCGUCCAGGACGGACAUACCUGCUUGGCAUCAGGUCACUCCGAGGCAUCCUCACACACAGAAGGCCCACAAGCGGGGCGAAACAGGACCCUGGUCCUCAAGACCAACAGGAGACACGUCACCCUCUUGCACCAGACCACGUCAUCCCUGCUCCUGGGCAUCUGAACCCGAAACCACCAGAACAGGAGGAGCUCCAAAAGCUGGAUCGUGAUGACUUCUCUGGCUUCAGCAGUGAUCCUGAUGGGAGCUCGGCUAGCCUGUGCUACACUUCAUCAUCUGGUGAUAAGGAUGCUUCAGGUUUCAGUUUUCUGGUGGGCACGGACGGGGCGGCCCAAACUGAUCCAACACUGGGAAAAGCUGAUGCCUGGGUCGAAACAGACGCAGCGUGGUCGGAAGAUGGCUUCCGCUGCCGGUGCUGCAGCUUGCCGCCAUGCCCACUGGACGAUGAGCAGAGAGAUGCCCUGGCAUGCAGCAACUUUAAGCCGCGCAGGCGCAAGCGUAAGCACUCCAGCUUUGAAGUGCUGCAAGGGACCUGGGCGCUGGAACCUUCCUUCGCAAGCAUUGCGCAGAAGUUCAUGCACCGCCUGACCUUUAUCGGUGACAGGUGUAUUGAUGCCUUGGGGCAGAGGUGGAAGAUCACAGACGAUGGUGACUCUCUUUACCUGAUCAAGGGACGCGUCUGGGUAAGCGGAGGAGUGCUCUUUCGGGAGGGCAAGUCCGGAAUCGUCAUGCGCUUCCAAAGAGAAGAGGAUGCCGCCGCAAGCUUUGAGGAGGAUGAUGAUUUGGAUGGAGACAUGGGGGAGCAGGACAGCCUGCAUGUGCUGGAGAACAUUGUCUCACAAUGCUACGACGAUCGCUCACGGGUGCAAGAUCUUCUUCUGGAGCUCUUGCCCGAGUAG